ACUAGGUUCCCCUUCGAGUUCCUCCGGACCCGGAGAAGGGUCCUCGAUUUAAUCUUUGAGCACCCCCCAGCUAUUUUGCCUUUGCUGGAUCUCAGGUAUCAUUCCAAUUGCCUUUUCGCGCCUCUGAUCGUGCUUCCUCACCUAUCGCAUACUGCACAAUGGCUGCUCCCACACCUCGUGCUGCCUUCGAGGCGGUCUUCCCCUCCUUGCGUGAAACCAUGCUUGACCAUGCGAAGAAGUACAAUCUGCCCGAAAAUGCUCUGGAAUGGUUCAGCAAGAACCUUGACACCAACGUCCCUGGCGGCAAGCUGAAUCGCGGCCUCUCCGUUCCCGAUACUGGCUUGGCACUUUUGCAGAAGCCAUUGACCGACGAGCAAUACAAGGAUCUUGCUACGCUUGGGUGGUUGACCGAGUUGCUUCAAGCAUUUUUCCUGGUCAGCGAUGACCUUAUGGAUGGGUCAAUCACCCGCCGUGGCCAGCCCUGUUGGUACCGCCACCAGGGUGUCGGUCUGAUCGCCAUUAACGAUGCCUUCCUCCUCGAGUCCGGUAUCUAUGUCAUCCUCAAGAAGCAGUUCCGCUCCCACCCUGCCUACGUGGACUUGAUCGAGUUGUUUCACGAGACCACCUGGCAGACCGAGCUGGGCCAGCUGUGCGACCUGAUCACCGCGCCCGAAGACAAGGUCGAUCUCGACAACUUCUCAAUGGAAAAAUACAUGUUCAUUGUCACCUACAAGACCGCCUAUUACAGCUUCUACCUCCCUGUUGCCCUGGCCCUCCAUUACCUCCAGCUUGCUACCCCCGAGAACCUCCGCCAGGCCCACGACAUCCUCAUCCCGCUCGGCCAGUACUUCCAGGUUCAGGAUGACUACCUUGAUGCCUACGGCGACCCCGAAGUUAUUGGAAAGAUUGGAACGGAUAUCCAGGAUAACAAGUGUUCUUGGUUGGUGAACCAGGCCCUGCAACGUUGCAACGCCGAACAGCGCAAGGUGCUCGACACUGCAUAUGGCCGCAAAGAUGGUGAACUUGAGGCCAAGGUCAAGGAGCUCUUCCGCGAAUUGGACCUCGAAACGGUGUACAAGGAGUACGAGGAGAAGAUUGUUGGCGAGCUCAAGACGAAGAUUGCGGCCGUCAACGACGCGGAGGGAUUGAAGAAGGAGGUUUUCGAAGCCUUCCUCGGCAAGAUUUACAAGCGCAGCAAAUAAACAGCACAUACUGUACAUACUGUACGUUAGAUAACACUGGGAGAUAUACCUCAUAGCAUACAUUAGAAUGAUUGGAUGACUCAAUAAUUUGCGAUUGGAUCCGGC
This is a messenger RNA of Aspergillus versicolor CBS 583.65, 1307 nucleotides long. RefSeq names its product bifunctional (2E,6E)-farnesyl diphosphate synthase/dimethylallyltranstransferase (gene erg20). Gene Ontology annotation, molecular function: (2E,6E)-farnesyl diphosphate synthase activity; dimethylallyltranstransferase activity. Bases 159 to 1202 code for a protein of 347 amino acids. Gene Ontology annotation, cellular component: cytoplasm. The transcript has 2 exons. Gene Ontology annotation, biological process: trans, trans-farnesyl diphosphate biosynthetic process. NCBI's taxonomy places the organism in Eukaryota, Fungi, Ascomycota, Eurotiomycetes, Eurotiales, Aspergillaceae. The record is from RefSeq and is a predicted model, not a curated record.